Corvus hawaiiensis (hawaiian crow) is the source of this 1145-nucleotide messenger RNA. RefSeq names its product chromosome 13 C15orf40 homolog (gene C13H15orf40). NCBI's taxonomy places the organism in Eukaryota, Metazoa, Chordata, Aves, Passeriformes, Corvidae. Bases 29 to 448 code for a protein of 139 amino acids. The record is from RefSeq and is a predicted model, not a curated record. Gene Ontology annotation, cellular component: cytoplasm. The transcript is spliced from 4 exons.
CGCGGCUGCCGGAAGGGCCGCCCCGGCCAUGCCGAGCCUCGCCGGGUUCCUGCGGGUGCGGGCGGCACCGGUGCGGUGCGGCAGGGCUAUGCCCGGGAAGGGAAAAGCAGCCGCCAAGGGCCCCGCGGAGCCGGGCGCCGCCGCGGGACCGGUGGUGGCGGCGGGCGGCGGCUCCGUGAGGGUGGCGGUGCGCGCCAAGCCCGGCGCCCGCUGCAGCGCCGUCACAGAUGUGACGGCUGAGGCAGUAGGUGUAGCUAUUGCUGCCCCUCCAUCAGAAGGGGAGGCAAAUGCAGAGCUGUGUCGCUACCUCUCUAAGGUGCUUGAAGUGAAGAAGAGUGACGUUACUUUAGAGAAGGGGGGUAAAUCACGUGACAAAGUGGUGAAGAUUUUGGUAUCAAUGACACCAGAUGAGAUUUUAGAAAAACUGAAAAAAGAAGCUUCCAGUUGACCUAAAACAAGAGCAGGAAAUGGGACAGUGCAUCUUGGCAUAUGGACUGAUAUUCUUUCUUACUUAAUGUAGUGCUGUUGAGAAUGUGGGCAAUGACUACAGAAAGAUACUUCUUUCCCCCUGUAUAGCUGUAGGUUUGGUUAGAAAACUGAGAGGCUGUAUCUGCUUCUGUCACUACAGACUUGCUUCUGCUCUGGAAAGUUUCCUGUGGGUAAGAGUUGUCCUCUUUCCUGGUCCCUAAACAAAUGGUUUAGGAAACGUUUUUCUCAGUGAAGCAAACAUUGGUUAACAAAGUGAGAGGCUUGGAGUGACAGCCUUCAAUGUGAAAAGUGGUACAAAAGGACAAGUCUGGAUGGCAGAGACAUACAGAAGACUGUUCUCUCUGAUACCUUACAGCAGGUACUGUGUGCAGCUUUUCACUGUGGGCACUUACAGACAUCUAAAAUAAAUGUAUUUGAAGCCAAUGUGCUGUUGUUGAUCACACAGACAAGCUAAAAGUAGAAUCACCUGAACAACUGAAAGAAAACCAGAGGUUUUCAGUAUGAAAAACCAAUGCAGACCCCAGUAAUUGCACACUUGGGGUCACUUUGUAAUAGUCUGUAAAUAGAUUCCUUAAAGGUAGAGAUAUGAUCAUGUAUAUCUGUGCCAAUUGUAUGUUACUUGUAAUGACUGUUUUUAAUAAAAGGGGCAAAAAGUA